Knipowitschia caucasica is the source of this 324-nucleotide messenger RNA. NCBI's taxonomy places the organism in Eukaryota, Metazoa, Chordata, Actinopteri, Gobiiformes, Gobiidae. The record is from the annotation of a GenBank genome assembly.
AUGGUUGGUGUAAUGGUUGGUGUAAUGGUUGGUGUAAUGGUUGGUGUAAUGGUUGGUGUAAUGGUUGGUGUAAUGGUUGGUGGUGUAAUGGUUGGUGGUGUAAUGGUUGGUGUAAUGGGUGGUGUAAUGGUUGGUGUAAUGGGUGGUGUAAUGGUUGGUGUAAUGGUUGGUGUAAUGGUUGGUGUAAUGGUUGGUGGUGUAAUGGUUGGUGUAAUGGGUGGUGUAAUGGUUGGUGUAAUGGUUGGUGUAAUGGUGAUGGAGGAGGUGAUUGAGGAGGUGAAUGAGGAGGUGAUGGAGGAAGUGAUAGAGUGGUGGAGGAGGUGA